Messenger RNA from Musa acuminata subsp. malaccensis (wild Malaysian banana), 1296 nucleotides. The record is from RefSeq and is a predicted model, not a curated record. NCBI's taxonomy places the organism in Eukaryota, Viridiplantae, Streptophyta, Magnoliopsida, Zingiberales, Musaceae.
GAGAGAGAGAGAGAGAGAGUAAUGGAUCACUCGAGGAACCAACACCAUCAUCACCAACAACAACAUCUGGGAGUCAACAAGCUGGGUAAGAACAUCCGCAAGAGCCCUCUCCACCAGCCAACCUACUAUUCCAACCCAAAGCCACAGCAUCCUCCUCCUCCUCUUCCUCAGCAGCAGCAGCAGCAGCCACCGCCGCCGCAGCCGCAGGUGUACAAUAUCAGCAAGAACGACUUCCGCAGCAUCGUCCAGCAGCUCACCGGCACCCCCUCCCGCGACAACAGCCCCGCCCCUCCCCCUCCCCGGCCGCGCCCGCCGCAGCCGAGGCCCUCCAGCACCCGCCUCCAGAAGAUCCGUCCCCCGCCGCUCGCCCCCAUCGCCCGGCCGCCUCCCCCUCCACUCGCCGCCUCCCGCCCUCCUCCCCGCUACCCUCCCCCCAUCCCGUACCAAAACCCUAACCCUAACCUGCCCCCCGCCGCGGUUGACCCUUCUUCCUUCCCGCGCCGCUUGCCCUCCGCCGCUGCCGCCGGCCCUGCGUGGGCUGACUCGCCCGUCUCCGCCUACAUGCGCUAUCUUGAGAGCUCUCUCAUCAACUCCGACACGUCCCGCCAACCUCAUCCCCAGCCACAGCAGCACCUGCCGCCCCUUCCGUCCCCGGGACUGCUUCCCUCUCCGCGCCCCCCGAUCCCCUUGCCGUCCCCGAGGGCAGUCGCGAAUUCGAGCUUUAUGCCUCCUCCUCCUUCCCCGUCAGCAUCGGCCCUGCCUUCUCCCAGCACGUUCUUGAACAUCCUCUCGCCGAGAUCUCCUUAUCCGCUGCUUUCACCCGGGUUCCAGUACCCCCCGCCGCUGACCCCCAACUUUGCUCUCUCACCAUUGUCUCAAUCUGGGAUCCUGGGGGCUGGACCAGUUCCUGGUCCGCAUCCACCACCCUCUCCCGGGCUCUGGUUCCCUCAAUCGCCCUCUGGAUUUUUACCCAUUCUGAGCCCCAGAUGGAGGGAUAUGUUGUAGCUCCCAAGUGUGACCGGUGUUCCUCCACCACCUUUUCUUACAAGUCACCACGCAAGUGUUCAAGAAGACGAUGCAACUUUGGUUCUGGAAAUUACCUUAAAGCUGUAUGCAGUACAGAGUACUGGGAGUUCAAGAUGAUGGAAGUGUAACGAGAAAUGAGGCAGGUGAAGUCUAGUCUAUUUUAAUUUCUUUUUAGUUAGUUGUUCCCUGCUAAAUGUUUGUAUUUAAUUCUAAUUCUGAAUCUAUUGAUUUCAUUUGCAUUGCUAAAUGCUAGUGUUUGAGUUUAUGAUU